GGCUGCGGGGCGGAAGUGGGGCCUGUGUGAGUUCAGAGAGGGAGAGGGAGGACAGUGGCGACGGACGGACGGAGGGUCUCGGCUAUUGAGGAGGAGGAGGAGGAGGCGGCGGAGGAGGAGGAAGGGGGAAGGUUAACGAAAGCUCGCCGCCGAUGACCAUCCUACCCAAGCAGCAGGCCGAGCGGGGGGACGACGGGGACGGGAGGCCCCCCGGGGUAGGCCCCAGGCCUCGGGCCUCGCCUACACCGCCGGCCCCGGGGGGCCUAGCUCUGGCCGGGGCUUCCUCCUCCUCGUCCUGCGGCCCUUCGGCGGGCGGCUCCUCCUCUUCGGCUUCUUCCUCCUCCUGCUCCUCCUCCUCGGCGGCGGCGGAGGAUGCGGCCUGUCAGGCCUCGGCCUCGAUUUCUUCCUCCAACCCUUCGUCGGCCGGGGGCGGCGGGUCGUCGGGCCCCGCCGGCUCCUGCCCGCCGGGGUCGGCCUCCUGCUCGUCGUCGUCGUCAUCGUCGUCGUCCCCGGGCUCGGGCUCGCCGUGCACCGGGGAGGGCUCGUCGGGCCCCGGGGGCUCGGCGCUCGGGGCCUGCUGCUCCUCCUCCUCCUGCUCGGGCCCGGGCCAGGCCCAGGCCGCGGCCUCGCACUGGCAGCUGCUGCAGGAGCCUGCGGCCUCCGCUUACCCGCGGCACCACCGCCGUCCCCACCGCCACCAUCACCACCGCCACCACCACAAGAGGCGCCACCGGGCCUCCCCUCACCGCAGCGGCCGCAUGGGGCACCGCGGGGCCGGGGGGCCCCCUACUCCAGGCCCAGGCCCCCCCUUAGGCCUUCACCCCCACCACCUGCUGCACUACAGGAGGCCCCAGGCUUCCCCCAGCCCCCCCGGGGGUGGGGGAGGCGGCGGCGGCGCCGGGGGUGGCGGAGGCGGCGGGGGGGCCGGGGGCCGAGGGGGCCUCCUCCAUCACCUCCUGGAGCAGCACCGCCGCCGCCUCCUGCAGCAGCAGCAGCACCGCCGCCGCCUGCCCCCCCGGGGAGAGCCCGAGGAGGAGGAGGAGGACGACGACGACGAGGACGAGGACGAGGAGGGGGGAGCCGGCCCCGGCUACAACAGCGAGGACGAGUACGAGACGGCGGCCAGAGAGCAGCAGCAGCAGAUGCUCCAGGACCCGGCUAAGCUGGAGCAGCAGGAGCACUGGUUUGAGAAGGCCCUCAGUGAGAAGAAAGGUUUUGUCAUUAAGCGCAUGAAGGAGGAUGGAGCCUGCCUGUUCCGUGCUGUUGCGGACCAGGUUUACGGAGAUCAGGACAUGCACGAUGUGGUGAGGAAGCAUUGCAUGGAUUACUUGGUGAAGAACGCGGACUAUUUCUCCAACUACGUCACCGAGGACUUUGCCACCUACAUCAGCCGUAAGCGGGUCAGCAGCUGCCAUGGCAACCACAUCGAGAUGCAAGCCAUGGCCGAGAUGUACAAUCGGCCCGUCGAGGUGUAUCAGUAUGGCGUGGCGGGCGAGGGAACGUCGCCGAUCAACACAUUCCACAGCAUCCACCAGACGGAGGACGAGCCCAUCCGGGUCAGUUACCAUCGCAACAUCCAUUACAACUCCGUGGUCAACCCCAACAAGGCCACCAUCGGGGUCGGGCUCGGCCUCCCAGCCUUCAAACCCGGCUCCGCUGACCAGUCGCUGAUGAAAAAUGCCAUCAAGACUUCAGAGGAGUCAUGGAUAGAGCAGCAGAUGCUGGAGGACAAGAAGCGAGCCACAGACUGGGAGGCCACCAACGAAGCUAUUGAGGAGCAGGUGGCUCGCGAGUCCUACCUGCAGUGGCUAAGGGACCAGGAGAAGCAGGUGCAGCAGGUAAGCCUUGCCCAUGCUCGCUCCGCGCCACGCCGUCUGAAGGAGGUCGGGAGCCUAGCGCGGACCAGGCUUCCUCGCAAAACGAAUCCCCACCCCCCCCUCGGAAAUAGCGAUCACACAGAAACGGCUGAGAAUUUUCCCUCCACUUUGAGAGUGAGAAGCUGGGCUCGGGAACCGCUGUGCUAA
Molecule: messenger RNA, 2024 nt
Organism: Stegostoma tigrinum
Lineage: Eukaryota; Metazoa; Chordata; Chondrichthyes; Orectolobiformes; Stegostomatidae
Product: OTU domain-containing protein 5-B-like
Biological process (GO): protein deubiquitination
Molecular function (GO): K63-linked deubiquitinase activity; cysteine-type deubiquitinase activity
Source: RefSeq, a predicted model, not a curated record